GGUAGUCACUCGGUGAUGUACGGGCUCGAAUGGGCGCCGCGGGAUGGGCGCGCGGUGAAGCCCGCGUGGCCGACGACUCCGACUUCGAAACCCUGAAGAGUCUGCUGGCUUCGGACCGCGGCUGGACCCUCGAGUACGAACGCGACGGCGUCAAGGUCUGGGUGGAGGAUGCGGCCCACGGCGCGCUCAGAACCGUCAAGGUGGUGGCGGAGUUUGGGGACGUGGAACCGGACGCGUUGUACGACGUGCUGCACGACCCCGAGUACAGAUCCGUCUGGGACACGCACAUGCUGGCCGCCGAGGACGCUGGACACAUCAACGUUAAUAACGACGUUGGGUAUUACGCAAUGUCGUGUCCGGCGCCACUCAAGAAUCGGGAUUUCGUGCUGCAACGCUCCUGGCUGGAUACGGGUGAUGAGAAGAUGAUCCUCAACCAUUCAGUCUAUCACAAAGAUUUUCCGCCUAGAAAAGGAUUUGUGAGAGCCUUAUCACUCUUGACCGGGUUCGUGGUGAGGAGCCGGGAGGGCGUCGGAAGUUGGCUGGGGUACGUGUCACGGUCGGAUCCCAGGGGAGCCCUUCCGGCAUGGCUUGUUAACAGAGUAACAGCCCAGUUAGCUCCGAGAUUAGUGCAGCAAUUACACGCAGCGGCUCGAAGGUAUCCUGGAUGGAAAGCCCUCACCGACUACCCCUACCACAAACCCUGGAGGCACCCGGAGCAAGUACCGCCUUACAGAAUAUCCUUGGAUGAUUGUGUAGAUCCUGAUGCGCCACCGCCUCCUGAAAAUCCAAAACCCGAUACAUCCAAAACAAAACUAGACGUACCGCAGCACAGCGAAGCGGAGAGCCACAGCAUCGAAGAUCUCGGGGACUUAUCGUCAGAGUUCAGUGUGGAAGUUGAAGAGGACGUACCGGACCCCGCUCAAGAUCCCACAAAGAAGAAAGGAAAGUUCUACAGGCUGGUGAAAACGAUGAAGAAUCGACGGAAAAGCGUGCAAGUUGCGAAAUCUGCCGACAGCUUGACGGAGGGGAAGUCCGAGGAAAAACAAGAAAAGAAGAAAACGUUCAAGUUCCAUAGAAGAUUCAGCCUCAGUAGGGGAAGGGAAGAUUGAGCUUAAAAGAGUUGUGAGUAGGGAUUUUAAUAUUCACUCCGUUGUUUUUGCAACGGAGCCUGGGGGAACAUCUUAAGAGUCGCCUGGUUCUAAAACUGCUGCUUGUUUUUGGCAAUUGAUGAAAAAAAAAAGCUAAGAAUUGAUGACUAAAAAAAGCGGUCCUACGAACAAAUAUAUUUGAAAAAUGUUAUCCAUAUCUAAAGUAUAUUGUUGCUUUUAAAAUAUUAUAAUAAUCUUUUAUAUACUAUAUCUUUUAUAUUCAAUGGGCUAGGUGCUUUAAAACCGAUUGUUUAAAAAAGCGAUCAUCUGCAAGUUAACAAUUUAUCUUCUAUGUAUUUUUACUAUUAAAAACUUUAACAGAAGUGUGUAGUUAGUUGAUUUUACAAAAAAAAAACAGUUACAAAGCUCUAUUUUAUUUUUCCAUUUUGUUGUUUUUCCAAAUUACAACAAUCACUCGGCUUAAUGACAUUUGACAUUUAGUGUCAAAGACAGUUUGACAUAAGUCAAUGGAUAAAAAUGUUAAACAUCUCUCGCCGCGGUCAAGGAAACCGGAGACAUUACUAAAUAAUAUUUCUUAGCAGCUGAACAAAGUAAAUAAAAAGUGAGCUCCCAUUUUGUACAAUAUAUUCGUAACGAGUGCUUAUUUCAAACCAAGCAACAGCAGUACGGACAUACCUGCUGUAUGAUUAUAAUAAUAAAUUUAAUGCAAAAGUCGAUUUAUUUUGAAAUAAGACAUUCUGUCAGAAAAAUGUGAAAUUGAAAAGAAAUCACUUGUAUAUAGUGUAGUAUAAGAUGUUGAAGUAGCAUGUUGAUACAACUUAAUUAGAUCUCUUUCUCUGACUUGAAACUCGACUAAAUUUUCUGUGUUAGUUUUGGGUGUUUUUAACGUUUCUUGUUCAUUGUUAUUUGGCUUUAUGUACGUAGAAGGCAGUCAGCCUCGAAUUAUGAUAGCUGUUUUAAGAGUUGAUGUCUUUUUGGUUCCGGUAGCAACACACCACAUCGAUAUAUAUUUUCUUUUAUAAGAUGUAACCUGAAAAUAUAGGCCGCCUUGCCGUAUUUUUCCCAGAUUGUCGAUCGUCACUCCACAUAUCCAGUUUUUGUAAAUGUACUGAAUAUUCAAAUCGAAAUGUUUUUAAUUAAAUGUUUAUUAAAUGCACAAAUACCUACGUUAGAUAAGUAGUUAACAAUAACAAGUUGAUAAGUAACUUUCAUUUAUAAACAUAGAGGAAAAAUUUAUGUAUUCUUUCACAAGAAUAAAAAACCUUAUCCACUUACAAUUUGUAUCUUUUAGAAUUUAUUUACGUGUUUAUUAAUGAUGCAUUUCUAAUGAAGUCUUACAAAUGUUACUAGUGCAUUAUAAAAUAUUAGUUUGUUCUGACUUGACUUUCCCGUGUUACACGAACAGCGUGACUUACUGGUGGUAGGACCUUUUGUGAGUCCGCGCGGGUGGGUACCACCACCCUGCCUAUUUCUGCCGUGA
Messenger RNA from Bombyx mandarina (wild silkworm), 2589 nucleotides. Its product is annotated as START domain-containing protein 10. NCBI's taxonomy places the organism in Eukaryota, Metazoa, Arthropoda, Insecta, Lepidoptera, Bombycidae. The record is from RefSeq and is a predicted model, not a curated record. Gene Ontology annotation, molecular function: lipid binding.